AUGGCAUCCCCUUCAUCCGCGACUGUAGAGCCCGCCGGGCCAAAUCCUAGUACCAAGCCUACCCAACCGGAAUCUGCUGCGCCACGACUCUCGGGUGCCGAAUUAAAAAAACAAAAGCAAGCUGAGAAGGCUGCGCGGAGGGCGCAAACAAUCCAAGAGAAGCAGGCUGGGGUUCCGCCAGCAGCCCAAAAAGUCAAAAGUGACACUACGACAGGCGCAAAGACCCAGCAGAAAAGGCCCAGCUCAGCUGCAGCUCCAAGAGACCUUCCAGUCAGAUCGCAACGGCCGGCGGCAGCAGCUACUCCCGAGGCACCUAAGAAAGAAGACAAGACGGUGGAGCUAUUUAGGCAUUUAUAUAAACCGCGAGUGACGAGCAUUGCGGGCGCGGGGAAGGAUGUUCAUCCUGCAGUUCUGGCACUGGGAUUACAGAUGAGCAGUUACACCAUCUGCGGGAGCUGUGCAAGGCUUGUUGCGACAUUGCAGGCGUUUAAGAAAGUUAUCGAGUCAUAUGCAACCCCACCAGGAAAUACCCUCACUAGACAUCUCACAUCUCACGUCCUCUCCCCUCAGAUCGAAUAUCUCGCCGCUUGCCGACCACUAUCUAUAUCUAUGGGAAACGCAAUUCGUUGGCUUAAGCUCGAGAUUUCAAAAGUCGAUAUAGACGUUCCUGAUGCGGAGGCUAAAAAGGGUCUUUGUGACGCUAUCGAUGUCUUUAUCCGCGAGCGAGUCACAUUUGCCGACCAGGUCAUUGCCUCCAGUGCUGUUGAAAAAAUAAAAGACGGCGACGUUAUCCUCACAUAUGCAAAGAGCAGUGUCAUCCAGAGGACGCUAAUGACAGCACACCAGGAGGGUAGGAAAUUCCGAGUUAUAGUAGUCGACUCCAGGCCAUUACAUGAAGGAAAACAUCUAGCUGCAGCUUUGGUGGGCAUAGGUAUAGAAGUCAAAUACUGUCUCAUUAAUGGGCUAAGUCACAAUAUCCAAGAUGCGACAAAGGUCUUACUGGGGGCUCAUGCUAUGAUGAGCAAUGGAAGGCUAUUUUCAAGAAUUGGGACGGCUCUCGUUGCGAUGGAAGCAAAUGAGGCAGACAAACCUGUGCUCGUCCUCUGCGAAACGAUAAAGUUCACAGAGAGAGUGGCUCUUGACUCUAUCGUCCAUAAUGAGAUUGCGCCUGCAGACGAGCUGGUCAUUCCCGGGGGGCCGUUAGAGAAAUGGGGUGAUGUGAAGAAGUUGCAGUUGUGUAAUCUGAUGUACGAUGUCACACCGGCAGAGUAUAUCCAGAUGAUUGUUACAGAGUCUGGAAAUGUACCGCCUACAUCGGUGCCGGUUUUACACAGAUUAGGCAACGAGAGCCAAGGUUGA
Messenger RNA from Venustampulla echinocandica, 1359 nucleotides. RefSeq lists its product as uncharacterized. The record is from RefSeq and is a predicted model, not a curated record. NCBI's taxonomy places the organism in Eukaryota, Fungi, Ascomycota, Leotiomycetes, Helotiales, Pleuroascaceae. The transcript is spliced from 2 exons. The coding region runs from base 1 to 1359 and encodes 452 amino acids.